AUGCAGCUCCUGGUUGAGGCGGCGGCCUUGGGGCUGCUUUUCUGUGGGCUGCUGUGGGCAGGCCCUGUGGAAGGGAGUGACAGCUCCAGAUGGCCAGAACGAUACAUCUAUUUGCAGUCUGGCAGAGCGCCAGCUGGCAGGUACGGGGCCUAUGGCCGAAAGACUACUGGCGGAAGCGAACUCCACAGGAAGUCAAUCCCCUGCGAAGAGUCCAGCAGCAUCUCUGACGGGUCCCAAAUAGGGCCUGCCUUGGCGCGCACAGCCAGCGAAGUAGGCCAGCACCGGGCGCUGCUGCUGUCUAUAGCGCUGGGAUUGAUUUUUCUGGUGCGUGGCUACUACAUAAGCAAGUCGGGCAGCAAGCCAUCGGAGAUCCAGAGCCUCCGCAACAAGCUGGAGAGCCGGAUGGACCGGCUGGCCACAGAGAAGGCCAAGUUGCUGGAGUCGAAGGCACGCCUAAGCGAAAUGCAGCGCCAGAUAGCUCACGAGCAAGGCAUUGCACAGGGCCAGAAGCUCCACUUGGAACGCCAGAAGCUGCUGCUGCACGCAGAGGAGGAGGAACUCCGCAGCAGGGAAAGCCGCAUGGAGGCCGAGCGAGCCAGCCUGCGAGAAGUCGAGAAGGAGGCUAGGCAGACGAAAAAAGUGUUCCUGGGCAAUAAAUUUCCAGAGGGGAACGAGGGAAACGAGGACUUGCAGGCUGCAGGAAGGACCCACACCCUUGGCCAAGCCGCCGAUAUGAUGAAGAGGGUGGAGGCGGAGUUGGGCGUUUUCGAGACAGCAGUAUGCAGCUCCUCUCAGGCCAGCAAAAGGACCCUUCUGGUUCGGGAAUUCACGGAACUGGCCAAGAUGAGAGCAGCAAUAACAGUGCUCAGAUCUCUCCCCGAGGAACCCACCAACGCGGAAGAGGCCAGGGACAUCCUGAGGGCCCGCCGAUUGCUCUUGGCCGCCGCCGUUCGCUGCCAGGUCAUCUCAUGGUCGACCAUUCAUCGACUUUUGCAGCUCAAGGUUGAGCUACAGGCGGAGAUGAUCCUGGAGAACUCGGGCAAGGAAGGGCUCGAGAAGCUCCGUGAAGUCGCGGAGACGGAAUGGCAGGUGCAGGAGGGGCAGCAGAAACGGGCGAGGUGCACCCUGACGCAGCUGGAACAGGAAAUAAAGAAGUGCAGGGAGAAACAGCGCCAGCUGCACGAGUACGGAGCGAACCACAAGAACCUUCGACGGGACGCCGUCAAGAGGCUCGAGAAGCAACUCUUCGACUGGGAGAGCUACGAAGUCACUGUAAGGGCCACCAAGGCCAGGAUUCUGGCUACUGAGGCAUCAGCAUCCACCACACGCGAAGUGUUCCUUCGGCAGAAACGCGCGCAAAUCCAGCGGGCAAUUGACAACCAAGCUCAAAGGUGGCGGCGGCUUCCUAACGACUCCAUUCGCGUUACAGAGCUUCAGACUCUGCUUUCGGCCGUCAGUGAUGAGCUUGAGGAGGCCAGGGAGAUCUAUGAUAUGGCCAAAGAAGUCAAGGAGGCCUACGAAGCGAAACACCCAGUCACGGAGGAAACGCCCUCGUCAGCGCAGCAGAAGCAACAAGCCAAGCCACACAAGCCCCUUGUCUUCGAGGAGAGGCGCCGCACAUACUUGUACGACAGAGGAAACCUGGGAUCUCCUGAUUCAUCACUGGCGAAAUCCUCCCAUGCGCUGCCUGUAAUUUCCACUGUAAGUGCGUCUUCGUUGUCAUCUUCGGGGGGAUACAAAGUAGGCUUCUUACCUCGCGCACCCGAGGGAGUGCUGAUGGGGAAACAGCUCAGUCAGGUCCCAGCGUGCUCAAGUUCUCCGGAUUACGAGAAUUCCAAUGGGUACAGGCAGUUCGAAGGUAAAACACAACAAGCAAAGACUAAUCCGGCAGCACUUGAGCCAGGACACCCAAAAAUCCCACUUCCAAUUCAACAGGACAAUAUGUUGGUGCUGAGCAAUCAGGAACAGCCGCCUUCAGAGUCAGGUGACAGCGAAGCAGCUGAUGAAAUACCGUACAUAGACGAUGAUGACGAUUCUGAAGAAACUCCUCCUUUACCACCGCCGCGUAUAAUUCCACCGCCACCAAAACGCCCGCUACUACCGGACAAUGCCAUUCUUGAAACGGAUCUGGAUGCGGAUUCUCCCGGCGCAGCUACACCAUUCCAUUUGGACGCAUCUUCAGAAGAUGACGACAGUUUUAGCUUGCCAUCGUUACCUCCACCCAUGCUUCCCCUGCCAAGAGGUACAAACGUCCUAGCUUCCAAGGGCUUCACGCCCACACAGCCAAGCAUCUCGUCAUCGGGAAAGCCAUUUACGGAAGUGUCCUCGAAGCCUGCCUCAGAAGCUGGAGCUCCAAUACCACGCGUUGACAUUCAAGAGGCAAGCGGACCUCAAACGCAUUCAGGUGUGUCUGAUGCUCACCCGCUGCACCUCGAAGCGUCUUCCCUUUCUUGA
Molecule: messenger RNA, 2454 nt
Organism: Eimeria tenella
Lineage: Eukaryota; Apicomplexa; Conoidasida; Eucoccidiorida; Eimeriidae
Exons: 7
Coding region: 1-2454 (817 amino acids)
Source: RefSeq, a predicted model, not a curated record